CGGAAAAGAGUUUCUUGCCAGAAGUGUGAGGAAAAAGUUGUUAUCGAUAACAAUUGCCCGGAUCGUUCUUGUCCAGUCCAGCUUGCUGAUUUUCAAAUUAUUUUCACAUUUUUUCCCGGCUGUUUGUGUUGCUUCAUCCUAGUUUCUUUUGUCCUAACAAUGGAGUCCAAUCCUCUAGCAAAGAUCAAUAUGAUGAUAUUCGACUAUUUCGCUGAAUGGAAGAAUCCGGAGAAAGGAGAUUCAGCUCCGCUGCGCCCGCGACGCUGCGGCGAGAUCAUUCGGUACCACAUUGAUGGUUUUGCCGAAGGCGGCGACCUGAGCAUUGCCACAAACGCUCAGUACUGGGAGAGCUUCUGCAACCGGCUGGGCUGUAAGUUGCGUCGCAACGAAGACCACCUCAUGGAGGAUCCGAAGCAGCGCGAGGACUUGAUCGACCUCUCCAGGAAGGGCCUGAUGCCGAUAAAGGAUACGAUUAAGUUGCCGAGAGAGCGCUACGCUUUGAGACUCGAGCGCGCUCCGGUAGUCCGUUACGUGGUGACAUCCAUACUCAAGCAGGGCCUGAGCUACGGGCGUCCCGAGAAGUCCAAGAGGUCGCUCGUCUUGUCCCUGAACCUAGGCGCUAGCCUGGGACAGCCCGAUGGACCGACUGAGCUGCGUCGCUACCGCCUCAAGCAGCUGUACGAGAUUGUGAAGCGCCUGGUGGAGUGCUCCAACUGGCACAUGCUGACUGCCGGAAAUGCCCAGCCGGACACCGUCCUGGUGAACGUGGAGUCGCAGCGGUGCAGCCUGGAGCAGCGUCGGGCCCAUGUCUGCCUGGUCAGUGGACCCGUUCUGGAGCCGGGCAACAAAACGGCCACCGACAUGGACCUGGACACCUACUUGAACAUGCGCUCCACUCACAUGCGCCUGAUGGCCCUGCACCGCAGCGGCCUGCGUCCGGCCGGCAGCUGCAGCCUGGACACCCUCAUGCGCCGCCUGGGAGAGGCUGCCGUCAUUGUGGACCUGUUCUCGGUCCGCCACGCCUCCGCGGCGUGCGUGGUGCGCAACGGCAUGGGCAGCUCCAAGGGCGCCUCGUACAUCCUGUACAACUCGGCCCGGGUGGAGACUCUGCUGCGCAGCUUCGACAGCCAGGUGGCUGCCGGUGUUUAUGACCCCUUGCCGCCGCUGGAGGAGAUUGAUCUCAGCAUUCUGGAGGACGAGAUGGACUGGCAGCUGAUCUUCUCGUGCCUGCUCACCUUCCCCGAGGUGCUGGAGACCACCAUUGACCAGCUGGAGCAGGGCCAUGUGGGCAUCCACCUGCUCAUCCGUUACCUGGAGAACUUGGCCACUGUGUUCAGCCGUUACUACCGUCAGAAGAAGGUGCUCGUACAGAAGCGCGACCAACUAGUCCCGAUCCUGUACGCCAGGAUCACUCUCGUCAUGGCUGUGCGUCAGGUGAUGAACCAGGCUCUGUCCCUUCUGGGAAUCCUGCCCGUUGACUACGUUUAGGCAUCCUUUAGGAUCUAAAAAACAAAGAAGAGACAAGACUUCCAUUAGACUAGGGCACUGCCCACAGAGAGGCUUUAUCGGGGAGGCUGAUCCUCUCCCUUAGCAUUUAAAUACAAACACAUACAUAUAUUUUUAGAGUGUACGCCUCGCGUACUCCUUGUAAGAAAUCCCUCCAUCGACGAUAAUCAAAGAUGUUGUUUUUUGUUUUUUGAAUAAAGACCUGUUUAUUCACCU
Messenger RNA from Drosophila ananassae, 1722 nucleotides. RefSeq lists its product as uncharacterized. Gene Ontology annotation, biological process: tRNA C3-cytosine methylation; arginyl-tRNA aminoacylation. The record is from RefSeq and is a predicted model, not a curated record. The coding region runs from base 160 to 1488 and encodes 442 amino acids. Lineage: Eukaryota; Metazoa; Arthropoda; Insecta; Diptera; Drosophilidae. The transcript is spliced from 3 exons. Gene Ontology annotation, molecular function: arginine-tRNA ligase activity; tRNA binding; ATP binding.